This is a messenger RNA of Cyphellophora attinorum, 1485 nucleotides long. RefSeq lists its product as uncharacterized. Gene Ontology annotation, biological process: fungal-type cell wall polysaccharide metabolic process. NCBI's taxonomy places the organism in Eukaryota, Fungi, Ascomycota, Eurotiomycetes, Chaetothyriales, Cyphellophoraceae. The transcript has 4 exons. Bases 1 to 1485 code for a protein of 494 amino acids. The record is from RefSeq and is a predicted model, not a curated record. Gene Ontology annotation, cellular component: fungal-type cell wall.
AUGAAGAGUCUGGGAGUGCAAGGCGUCGCCGGCCUGGUGGCCAUGGCUCGUAUAGCUGUGGGUCAAUUCGUCUCAUUGCCAAGCGGUUGCUAUCUUGAGGAAGCGAUAGUAGUCGACGGGACUACAAUCUCCCGCAUGACAAUUCCGACGUUCACUGACUCUUCUACGUCCUCCGGAAUCGCCGCGAGCUCGUCCGACCGCACAAUCGAUCAGGAGCCAACAGGCGGGAUGACAUCUGCAAGCACCUUCUUUGGCUCGAUGUCAUCCGUCGUGCCAGUGUCAACGCCAAGGGAUGGCUCGGGUGGUGGGAGCUCAUCUGCCGCAGGUCCCUCGACCGUCACUAUGCCCAGCAUCAGCAGCGAUACAAUCCCUUCGACAACCGUCGCCUCACCCAGCUCCGUCACAGCGAGUGCCUCCUCGACUCCAGAUCUGCAAGCUGGAGAUCCCUUCUAUAUCACAGUGAACACACCGGAUAAGAGAAAGCGAGCAUUGCUGUAUGUUGGCUUUGACGAGCAAGGGUCCAGUAUACUGGUUGCAGAUAGAAAUAUCGCUGCCGUUUUCGUCAUCGACCAGUCUGGAAAUCUGCGCACCGGCGUCUUCUUCAUCGCAUCCAGUACGACCGCGGAUGGCUACGCAGCUCUAAAGCUGACGCCUGAUCCGCCUGAAAAUCCCACUGGGCCACGCGAAUCCUGCGUUGUGAGUGACGGUGGUAAUUACACGCGCACCAUUCUCAAACCUCUCGCUACCGCGCCUUGCGCACUUCCGUUGAAGGGUAAGCGUGGGCUUCCGUACGGCCAGGUCUCCACUCUUCAAUACUACAAGACGCCCACCCAGGUCUCCUGGGCAUACGACUACACCUAUCGGGUGAAUGACAGCAACAAUGUCGGGCCCUUUCCACCCCGCCCUGACCUACCUCUGCGCUACUAUCCCUUGGUUUUCAACGACAAGAUCAAUCUUACGAACUGGGUUAUUGGCGUCGCAGAUAGCGUAGAAAAAUACAACACCGACGCGAUCUUCAGCUUCAAUGAGCCCGACCUCAACGGCGACUCGAACUCGGCAAACAUGAAUGUUGCCAGGCGAUCGCUGGUUGGGCGAAGCAACAGUCUCACCUGGCUGAGUGAGUUCAUGGGCAAUGCCACACAGCGCAAUUUCACCAUUAGCGCUCUCAACAUGCACCACUACAGCUAUCCUUACCUGCCCGGUGGACUGGAAGUCUUCAAGAAUUAUACAAUGGCUGUGCACGCGAUCAGUCCCGGUCUGCCGGUCUGGGUGACGGAAUUCGGAAUUGAUGGCGGCAAUUUGAAUGCUCCUGAACAGGUCGUCUUGGACUACUUGAAUGCGACGUUGGACUAUGCAGAUGCCACGGAUUGGAUUCCAAAGAUCGCGUGGUUCGGGAAUUAUCCGAAUAAUUUGCUGAAUGCGAGUGGGACUGGGCUGAGCGCAAGGGGCCAGUUGUAUUCGACGCAUACGCCGGGACUGAAAUGA